Molecule: messenger RNA, 3987 nt
Organism: Aspergillus udagawae
Lineage: Eukaryota; Fungi; Ascomycota; Eurotiomycetes; Eurotiales; Aspergillaceae
Exons: 4
Coding region: 1-3987 (1328 amino acids)
Source: RefSeq, a predicted model, not a curated record
AUGGUAGUCUUGAUUGUAUAUGUGAUGAACUCUCCUGUGCGUGUGGCGGUACAAGGAGCGUAUCUCGUGGCAAUUUUCUUCACGGGAGUGACAUUUGGAGCGCUUUCCAUUGUGUUCAAGGAAUUGACAGAAGGGCUUGGAUGCCUUCUGGGAGGGUUCUGUGUCAGCAUGUGGCUUCUUUGCCUAAGGCCGGGAGGACUUCUCACGGACACAAAUGCCAAAGCCGGGUUCAUCGGCGCAAUCUCUGUCGCAUUCUACGCCUUGUCCUUUAGUCAUCACACGCGUCCUUAUGGGUUGAUAGUGUCAGCUGGCGUUUCGGGAGGUACGGCUGUUGCCUUGGGAAUUGACUGCUACAGCCGGGCUGGAUUGAAAGAGUUCUGGCUCUAUAUAUGGGGACUCAACGAAGAUGUAUUCCCUCUGGGGACUGAAACCUACCCAAUCACUCGCAAUAUCCGGGUAGAGCUUGCGGUCACAGUGAUUGUUGCUAUCUUAGGUGUUGUGUCGCAGCUCAGACUGUGGAAAGUGAUCAGAGAGAAGCGAAGCAAGGAGGAAGCUGUCAAGAAUGAGGAAGAGAAGAGGAAAGAAGAGGCCGAAGAUGAAGUGGCCCGCAGGCUCGAGGAGAAUAACAUGCGGGAAAGACAAGCAUGGGAAGCUCAAUACGCGAAUGUGGAAGCAAAGCUCAUGCCGGAGCUUGGAGACGGCACUCAAUGUGCUGCAGAUAAGGAGGAUCUUGAGAAGGGGGACGUGGCCGACGUCAACAGCGUUUCCGGUUCAUCCCAGGUCUCCUAUCGCUGCUCUGACUGUAGAAAACAGGAGGGAAGUGAGGAUUCAUUCUCAGAUGCGACUCGGGCUACAGGAAAUACUGAAGUCGAGAGAGAUGGAGACACGACUGAGAAGACAACUGAUGGCGCAUAUCCAAUGCCGUUCAAGGUCUUUGACGGGGCCGCCGCGGCGAGAAUGAUAGAUGACAAGGAAUCUGAUGUGACUGCCAUGGCUGGCUCAGACACCGCGACGGUACGCUCGAAGCGCUUCUCCGGAAUGACACUCUGGAAGAGGAUGUCUAUACAGAGCAGCCUGAGACCUGCACCAUCACAAGAAGCCCUCGCGCAUAUUGAUGACAAGUCGUUGGUAUCUGCACAAAGCGCUAUGGAUGACCGCAGUGACAGAAGCUCGGAUUGUCAUAGCGUUGAAAUUGAAUCGCACGAGGAUGCGGUCAAGACUCACUCGGAGCCUGAAAUAGCGGUGCAAGGAACUGCCAUUCCCUCUGAUAGACGCAACAGCAACGUGGAAGUCGAUAAAGGUGAAGGAAUCGAAGGUGAAGAAGAAUGCCUCGCCAAACAGGAAUUAGUCCUUGUGCAAGAAACGGACGCUCAUGGAGAGGAGGAAGGCUUGCUCAAUGUGGAAGGAAGAGACACUUCUACAGAUAGCAUGAUACAGAAGCAAUUGAAAACAGAGGCUCAAGACGUUGGCCAGAACGAAAGUCAUCCAUCUGAUGACAAUGGGGGAAGUCUGCAAGGACUUGAGUCUCGGCCGGAUAGCAAGAAGACAGAGGACGAAGAGUCAACGACGCAAGCUGAUGGAGUUUGUCCACCAUUGCCUUCUCGAGCCGAUGCGAAGGCAGAAGAGGCCUCUGGGAGAACACAACGACAGUCUUUAGAGACCCCCAAAGUUUUACAGACAAACGCCAUAGCCGAGACUGCAGACUGCAAUGACACAAAUUCGAUCGAAGAAAAUACGAAAACUGGCCGCCCGGAGGAGCAGAAUCUUCAAGUUCCAGGAGAACAUACCUCAUUGAAGACCCCACCAGGCACAGAGAACCGUCAAAGCCAAGUUAGUGCUGAAUUCGAGAGCCAGCGACCCUCGCCGUCGCAUUCCAAACCAAAGAAUAAACGGAAACCGGAAAAGCCCAAACUGGACGCCAAAACAGUGAGACAUCUUCCGGAGCGGACAUCGAGGGUAGUCCAGACCUAUCGCACGAAUGAAUGGGCCAAGCAUCUUUGUGAUGCAGAAAUUCCCGAGCCAGAACCUAUCGAGCCUAUCACAAAGGAUGCAGCAGAAAGCCCUAUAGAGGCUGAAGAGGCUCCUGCUCCUGUCAAUGUCGAGGCGCUGUUGCAAACACCUCUCACUGCGCAACCACAACCUGCUGCCAAUUCGCGUGCCAGCACCGGAAAAGAGCAGCAGAGCGCAAAUGAGAGUCAGCAAAUAUAUAACGACUACAGGCUGCGCACAAUUUCGGCUAUCAGUCCACAAAGAGUUGGAGAAGCUCAACCAGUGGACAGGACGUCAGGAGUACCUUCCACAAUCAUCUUAUCGUCCACCACCCCUCUCCCAAGCCCGGUGUCCUACGGCGCCGGGCAUAAUGCUCUCCCAGUCGCAUCCAGCCCACCUAUCCCGGCUGAACAACCUCAAGGGGACCCUGGGCUCACCAAACCGAGAUGGAAAGGGCCGCCACCCCUCCUUGCAGUACGAGAGGAUAUGAUGCGGAGUCGGGUUUCGUCUACUUGUCUCAGCCUUGAUCCAUGGGCGUCGCGGAACAGCCCUAGGAAGUCUGUUUCAAUGGAUUCUUCGGCCCAGAGUUCCCCGACGACUUCAUUUCCCGAAUCAGGGGAUGACAUCCCCCUCUCUCGUCGCCGUGCAAUGCUGCAUCAACAAAAAGUCCAGAGCCCGCACAUAAGCAUGCCAGUGUCAGCCCCGAAAUGGAGUCAAUCAAGCGUAUCUCGGCCUGGAAAUGCUCAAGCGGUCAUGGCCGCGUGGAGAGAAUCCAUUCGGGAAAACUUGAAGGGUAAACGCAAUCCUUUGGCGAAAGAGGAUCUACCAAUGGGCGGGGCAGGCUUUGGCCCUCACGCUACGUUUCCUUUUGUAGCACCGGGGCGGAGUGCCUCCUCCCUGCAAGUGAAUCUCGACAGGGCGAUAGCCGACGGGAUGCAGCUCCGACUCGCUAACCCAGUCAAUUACGUACCCCGAAUUACUCCAGUCACCGUCCCGCAUCCGCUGCAGAUCUCGGACGAGCACCUGCCUCUGGAAGCGCACAGAGACGCGUAUCCGCUUCUGACCAUCCCUGAACGACGCCGCAGUCGGUUGUCACAAUCUCCAACUAGCUUGGUAGUAGAGCGCAGUCAGGGCGAGGCCGAGAGUGGACGCUCCAGCAUCGCAGUGCCUCGAGGGCAGAGGCGCAGUGGCACAUUCGAUCGCCAUUCCGCUCUGCAGGAGAUGUCCGAACAGGCGGAACACAGCAACAAUGGUACUCAAGAAGAAAAAGACCUGAGGUCUCCCGAACGGGCCCAUCUAGCCCAGGAUACACUCGCUGAUCGACAGGGAUCGUUGGGACCGUUGCAUGGGGAUCGUCCGCGCCAUAUACCGUCACAGAUUUCCCUUCGUUCACAAUCGCAAAUCGCCUCCAUUCCCUCAAAUACUGGUGCACCACCGACCGGCGGAGAGGCUGAGGUCGCGGAGGAGUUGGCAUGGGGCCCCGCGCAUCCUUGCUACCCUCAUGUCAAUCCACAUGUUCCCAUCGGGUCGCACGAAUACCUCACGACUCGAAUUAUUCGAAUACGACGCGAUUGGAUGGUGAAGGGGGAUCUGGCGCCGACAUUCUCGAACCUCUAUCCUGAGAUUCUGGACCCGUUACUACCGGAACAGGAGUUUCGGCGGGUGAUUGCGACGGUGAACGACGAACUCAUUAAGGCCUUUGAUCCGUUCAGUUUCCGCAAUCUGGUUGAUGGCGCGCUGGGUCUGGUCACAGGUUGGUUGUGGGAAGAUAUCGGUGCCUCUGGUAUCAAGAGCCAUCUGCGACGGGUGGAGGAUUGGCUUGACAAGUGGAAUCGCGAGGUCGGCGCGAAGGAUGGGGUACAUAUAUGGAGCCUGCGCCGGACGGCAUACAUGUCUUUGGACAUCCAAAUUCCGGAUCCCAAGGUUGGCAUCAUCCACAGCGAGGGUGUGUCACUGCCGGGGACGAGACCAAGCAGUGGCGUUGGGCUUGGAUUCUAA